AUGGACAGCUACAGUGCUUCUGAAGACCCGGGGCCGACGUUCUGCAUCGGUCACUAUGAGGCUAAUCGCUCAGUGACUGUGACCCCUCAGAUGAUCCGGAGGGUCCAUGAAACCAACUAUGAUAUGUUAACGGUCUCAAUCACCACGCCGCAUUUCCAUUCGCGGGUCCUGGGGCUGUUGUCUUCGUAUUUGUCCAACUUGCAGCCGCCCAAAUAUGAUCCUAUUGGAACUAUGGCGACAUCGCAGAACACACGGCCUUUGGUAGUGCCGCCACUGUCGAAGCUGGACUCUACUCUCAUCCCCAAUGAUGCUACUAGCCAGAUUGUCGGUGUGACCAGCAGCUGGAUUGAUAUGUGUUCACCCGAUCCAGUGAUUGCAGAUCUGUCCCGCCAGGUCUUUAUGCUGGAGGUGGCAUACGCUGCUUUCUGUGGCAUUGGCUAUCUUCUGGUACCUGGCCCUAAGCUGCACCACGGCAGCAUCCACUCAGAAGGCUUGGUUUACUAUGCGCGAGCCAUUCAUGAUGCCUUGAGUCUGGGCCCGUAUAUCCAAUUCCACACCUGGUUCGGCAUGGUCGACAACCCCGAGCUCGAGGUUGACACCAUGGGUGAUCUGGCCCCACUAGCCCGAGAGGAGUAUCUUCUACCAGACGAUGGCGUGUCGGCGAAGGUGGAUUUGUUUGGAACCUGGGAUGCAUGGGAUCUUAUCCGGAAGACGUGCAAGUACCAUUCUAGGCUGUUGGUCGCUCUUGCUUUGCCUAAGUUGCUACCACCUCUGUCUGUACAGUCCCGUUGGCAUUCUGAGCCGGUUCAUUUACUCACCAUUGAGGCUUCCGCUUUCCUGAAGAACCAAAAAGGGUAUCCAGUUCUUUCCAAGGGCCACCAGGCUUUGAUUGCAAAGUUGAUGCGACUUCGAACUGCUCCAUGGAUUCUUCUCUGUGACGUCGGUCCGAUCCCAGGACUUGACAGUAUGGAAGAUGCAACCCAGUCUCAUAUCUCUGGCUCUGACUAUCCAAGCUUGUCACAGGGCGCAGGUGCCAAGAAACAUCAUGAUCCAACCCCUCAUCUUUCCUACAUAAGGAACCUGCAGCAGCGUCAACCUCCGCGUACUCCUAUUGAAAGAUUUGGAGUGGGCUAUCAGGACUACCUGCAGGCUCCUUUGCAACCACUUACUGUCAACCUGGAGAGUAUCACAUAUGAGGUCUUUGAAAAAGACCCAAUCAAAUAUGAGUGGUAUGAGCGGGCGAUUGAAAAAGCCCUGAGAGAUUGGGCAGAGCAGAAGAAGCCUACCUCGCACCCUGACGGCAAAGUGAUUCUUGCGGUCGUGGGUGCUGGCCGUGGCCCACUGGUCACUCGAGCCAUCAAGGCUAGUGUUCAGGCAGGCGUGGAAAUCGAUUUGUGGGCUGUCGAGAAAAACCAAAAUGCGUUUGUCUUGUUGCAGCGCCACAACGAAAGCCUUUGGGGUGGCAAGGUGACACUAGUCCAAUCAGACAUGCGCAGCUGGAAAGGACCCUGUGUGCGUCAACAGGCAGCCCAGGGAAGUCAGGAACGUGUUGGUGAAUCUCUCGGUAUUGAGGACUCGCUGAUUUACACGCCUAAGAAGGGUGAAAAUGACCCUGGCCCGGCAUCCGAUUUCACUAACCCCCAGGCCUCUGCUCUCACGCAUACCUAUGUGGAUAUAGUGGUGUCCGAGCUUCUCGGCUCAUUCGCCGACAAUGAACUCUCUCCAGAGUGCCUGGAUGGAAUCAACGAUCUCAUCAAUCCCAUCCACGGCAUCUCGAUUCCCGCUUCCUACACGGCCCACUUCACGCCAGUUUCUGCCCCAAAGCUGCACUCCGAUGUCAUGAAUCAGACUGUUUCAAACCCAGCGGCCCCGGAAACACCAUACGUUGUCAUGCUACAUGCAAUUGACUUCCUCUCUACCUCCGACUCGCCAGCUUCUGCGGAUGCUGGAAACCAAAACGUGGCAAACCGCUCCUCGGGCUCUGCGGCGCCGAUCGCCGCCACUGAAUUCCCAAGCCCCUUAGUUCAGACCGCAUGGUCGUUCUCUCACCCGAACAAGAACAUUCCCGCUCAAUCUCCGACGCAAUCCACCAUCUCCAAUGCGCACAACGUGCGUCAAACUCGUCUGUCUUUCCCCGCCCAGAACCGCGGUGUCUGCCACGGAUUGGCUGGAUACUUUGAGACUGUCCUAUAUGGCGAUGUCGAGCUUUCGACCAACCCGGUGACCAUGGAUGCGAAGAGUGCAAGCAUGAUCAGCUGGUUCCCCAUUUACUUCCCCUUGAAGACACCCCUCAACGUCCCCGACAACGGUGAGAUUGUCGUUACCAUGUACCGACAAACUGACGACCGGAAGGUCUGGUAUGAGUGGAUGGUGGAGGUCUUUGCUCUGGAACGCACUGCUCUUGGCCCCAGCCUCACCACACCAGCUAUGAGUGGUGCACGCUCGGUUUCACCAAGUGUCUCGAGUCUCAAGGUCAAGGAUAAUGGUCAGCGGCAGCAAAAUGGAGGUCCUCGAACGGGUUAUCGCCGAGUGCGUGUUGGACUGAGUGAUUUGCAUUCGAGUAUCAAGGAGGGAUGUCUGAUGUAG
Messenger RNA from Penicillium cinerascens, 2586 nucleotides. RefSeq names its product protein arginine N-methyltransferase. The record is from RefSeq and is a predicted model, not a curated record. Gene Ontology annotation, cellular component: cytosol; nucleus. Gene Ontology annotation, biological process: peptidyl-arginine N-methylation; regulation of DNA-templated transcription. NCBI's taxonomy places the organism in Eukaryota, Fungi, Ascomycota, Eurotiomycetes, Eurotiales, Aspergillaceae. The transcript has 4 exons. Bases 1 to 2586 code for a protein of 861 amino acids.